GAAAACGAUCUCGCGCGAGAGCGAAAUUUAUUAAGGAAACAAUGACAAGUGAUGAGCCAAAACUAAGCUACAAAUGAUGAAUUGCUGUCGGAAAGAUUGUUCGGAAAGACCUGUGAAGUAUAGAAAGAAGGCUUUGUAAGAAGUAUGGUCAAGCCGUUUUACAAGCCUUUGGACAGGCCUGAGAGGGAAGAAAUUUGGUACUGUUAUUACAUUCCUCGUGAAAAGCCAGACUCAAAACCAAUUCAGCGUGUUCCUAUUUCACAAGUGCCGGACCUUACUAACGAGACAGCAAGGCUGGUUAUUAAAAACGCGGAGGAAAACAAAUAUCUGAAUGUGGGAAGAGUUUCAGAAACUGAUUCGAAGUACGUGAAGUUAGCCAAAACUGGCGGGCGAAAGAACCUGUUAUGUUAUAAAGAAAACGAACGAAGAAACAGCGAACCUAGAAGAUAUAAAGUACCAGAUUGGUAUUACCAUGAUAAUAGCAAGGUCGAAGAACAAGAACUUAGUGAAGAGGAGAAGCACAAGAGGUACAGAGUUACGUAUGGAAAACGGUGUUAUAAGAUUUCUCAACUGAAAAAACCUGAUGUGUAUCAACGUCCAGAUUACAUGACGUACUUGGAACCAGAAGAGCUGAUCAUGUCGUUGGGCACAUCAAAUCGCAUUCCCGAUCGUCCAAUCUUCGGCUUCGACAAGUUUUCGUUUUGGAAACGGGACGAAGAGGAAAAAUUAGACAAGCUGCCUCCUUUGGUGGUAAAGGAAAAUGCGGGGACAAAAUCUGCACAGCUGGGCACUUCCAAAAAGGUUGUGCCAAUGAAGAAGAAGGUGAAGUUGGCCGAGUCCUCCAAGAAAUCUCAGAUGUCCAGCAAUAGAAAAUUAUUCAGCUCGAGUUAUGCUACAGAAUGGCAUGAAAAGUGGUCUGUGAAGGCCAUAAGGAAAUGAUAAGUCGACCACUAAUAAGACUGGGGCUAGAACGACCGACUCAAUCAUGUUUUUGUUAUCAUAGUGUUUAUGGCAAAGUUUUAAUGUUACACAGUCCGAGAAUUCUAGCGAAGAUGCAUUCAGAAUAUUAACCGGAAUGUUAAGUUCUGAGAACUGAGAAGUUUUGAAACUGAAUUAAAUAAGAAGCUUCGUCCCAUUA
This is a messenger RNA of Stylophora pistillata, 1138 nucleotides long. RefSeq lists its product as uncharacterized. The record is from RefSeq and is a predicted model, not a curated record. NCBI's taxonomy places the organism in Eukaryota, Metazoa, Cnidaria, Anthozoa, Scleractinia, Pocilloporidae.